Messenger RNA from Prorocentrum cordatum, 216 nucleotides. The record is from the annotation of a GenBank genome assembly. Lineage: Eukaryota; Dinophyceae; Prorocentrales; Prorocentraceae.
GAGCCCCAGCGGGCACCUGGCGCGGCGCGGCGACUCCCGCGGCGGCGGGAUGGACCCGUACUCCCGCCGGGGGCGCAGCCAUUCCGAAGCGCGGGACUACGCACGGGGCGGCGGCGCGGUGGGCGCGCCGCGCGGCGUGCUGCGGUCGAUCUCGCCGCGCGCGCAGGCGCUGCGGCGGUCGCCGACGCCACCGUGGAAGAAGGCGGAGCCGGCGAG